AUGUUCUAUACUUUGAUGGAUGAUUUCUCAAUAUGUUUGCUAUACCAAGAUGGUGAUGAAUUGCUAACUCAGUAUUUGUUUGAAAUCUAUUUGUAUAUGAAAAAUUACCGUCUUGCUCGGUUCGCCUUAGAGUACAGUAUAAGUGGUUCCGAAGAGAGUGAAGAAUUUUAUGGAUUAAUUCCUGUUAAACGAUUGAAGACAAUCAACAAAGCGUUAUUCGGACUUACUCCAUCUACACAUCCUAUCAGUUAUUUCCAGAAAAUCGAGAACAAGUUUCAUUACUUAGAAUCAGUGAGAUUGGAUUAUCAAAAACAAGUAAACAAUGCUGACAAUUUACAUUUAUCUUCUUUUAAAAUUCGAUCUAAAACAAAUUCAAGCUGGUCUUCAUUAAUUGAUUCAAUAAAUGUCGAAGUCAAAGACAAUCAAGAUGAAAACAAAGCUGGAGAUACAAACCGUACCAAACUUAAGUCAUUGGAAGCAUAUUUCUUAACAACCAAUCCUAUGGAAAGAAUUAAUUUUGAUGUUACAAAUGAUCUUGAUAUGGAAGAUACUAUUGUACCUGUCAUAGAGGAAGAGAUCCCAAAAACUACUCCUGAUGAUAUAAAGGAUGAUAUCGAAAAGGAAAAUGAAAAAGAAAAAGAGAAAGAUCUACAAGAUGAAACAACACUCAAGCAAACCACGAUUCAGAGGUCAUCAAAAAGGUUGGCCAGAGACUCAGUAUCAGUUGAUUCACCAGAAGUAAUAGUUAAUGUACAGCACUUUGCUGAGACAAAAGCUUUCUUCGAUAAUCUUAAUUUGUAUUUCCAGAAAAUGAGAAUAUCAAGAUUGAAGGAUGUAACACACAUUUACGUUGAAACUGACGGUCUUCGUGGUUACAUUUCAGAUUUUGUGCUUUCUCUAAAUGAAUGGUCUAAAGAAUAUACACUGGCAUUUUUGGCUGAUGAUUCACCAAAAGGAACUGAUGAUGAUAAGUUGAAGUUGUUGGAUGUCUUGGGAACAUUUGGAGGACUAAUAAUGGAAAAAAGCUCAACAAAUGUUUCUCAAAUAGAUGAAUUUAAAGGGUGUGAUAAUGCACGGACCUUUAUAUUAAAGUCCAAUCAAGAUGACUGGCAUUAUAUGGACUUGAAAGUUAGCAUCCUUAAGCAACUAUUGACUUACAUAACUGAUGCAUAUUAUGGUGAUCAUUUAUUUAUAAGAUUAAGAGAGUGGAUCCUUCAAGUGGAUUCUUAUAUAUUGGAAAAUAACAAUAUAGACUUACAGUUUGGUGUGGGAAUUUUUGAGGUAUUAGUUGACUAUUUGAUCUCCUUAAAAAAUCAAAUUAUUCUGACUAUAAAUCAGAAUCAAAAGAGAUCAACCAAAUCAAGUAUAAACGCUAUUAGCCUUGAACUCGUAAAGGUAAUGGAUAAGUUGAAUCGAUGGAAGACACAUAUUGAUCACUUAUUAGAGACUGAGACUAACGGCGAUGAUAGCUUACUGCUUAUAUGUCGAUUUAAGUGGAGCAUAAUUCUCAAGGAAAAUGCCUUGACAUCGCUGUUGGACGAUAGCAAUUACGUAUUGGGAGAGUUACAAGAUCUUAAAAGUUUGAUCGAGCAGUCCGAUUCCCUCCUUUCUGUUAGUUUUCCAAACUUUGAUAGCAUACCGUUAUUAAACUUGAACAAUGUUACAUCACUAAUUACUAAUGUCAUUGUAUUAACUACUUUUUCAAAGCUUUUAUAUUCUAACUCAGAUUCCAGUGCUACUAUAUCUGUGUUGGAAGAAAUAUUGAUUAAUCGACCUGGAAACAAACGUGUUGGUAGCAUCUCGUUGAUUAGAAGGUUUCUUGAUGAUUCUCCAAUAGACAUGAAAUUAAAACUAUGGAAGAUAUUGUUUCUGUAUUAUAAUAACCACGACAAACUUGAAAAUUUUCAAUUUGGAUUCGAAAAGAUAUUAGAAUUUAUGUUUAAAUUUUUACUAAGCUCAGAUUACGAAUCAAUUGAACUGAUUGAGGAGAGAACUGCUACGUUAUUUAGAAUGCUUGGGUUUUAUAAUGAAAUAUUAAUGUCUUUCUUAACAAGUUUGAGUAAGAAUAGUUGGAAAUUACCUAUAGCUAGAAAAAAUAAGCAAGCCUUAGAACGUUUAUCAAAAUUAUUUGAGAUGAUUUAUCUGUUCAGUCUUCAUGAGGAGGCUUCCAUUAUAUCGACUUUAAAAAUUUCCAUUAAAACAAGAUCGACUAACACUUAUCAGAAAUUAAAGGACCUUCUUGUUAGGUCAGCUUCUAUUCUAGUAUUAUACAUGCGAAACUAUGAUACUAAGCUUAACACCCGGAACUUAAUUAGUACUAUACAUGAUCAGAUUGGUAUAAGGGGACUAUGUGAUAGCUCGGAGGGUCUAUUUUUGAAGAUGGCACAGGACUUGCUUACUUCGCUUAGUGAUUGUGAAACAGAGCUUUCACAAUUGAUAUUUUGUCGAUAUCACUAUAACGUGGGUCAUAUGAGCUCCAAAGACCACCACACGGCUUCUAAAGAGGAUCUUGACGCAAAUUCGACAAAAGAGUUGGCUAAAUUUGUUCUUCCGUUAUGUUUUACUAGGAACCCUCUUGUUCAAGUUCCAAAACAUGAAUUGAAAGCACUUGUUGAUGAAUUUUACUCAGUUAUUGGAGAUCCAGAUUUUGACUCUUGCGAGACUUUACAUAGAAAUUUUGCUUCUUUAGAUCAUUUUCUUGACAGCACAAGAAUAACUCAACGGUUUGUUCGUGAUGCAUUUUACGGACUUAUAAAUUUGGGGGUAUCAGAGCCUAGAAUUGAUUCAAAAAAAAUAAUACAAGAUGGAUUAUACUAUUUGGAAGGCCUAUUUAUUUUCAGUUCUUAUAAGGUUAGGAAAAAGAACAUGCAAAGUCGUAUAGUUGAGUUGGAGAAUGUGAUAAUGCUAUUGAAAAAUGAUUUGAUAUAUGGUACUGAUAGAAUUGGUAGUUGGUUUUUACUAGGUCAAGCGUUUGGGUUUUUGGUAGAAGAUGAUCUAAUUUGGACAUCUGACAAAUUAACGGUUGCGGAUCGUAAAAUAGGGACGUCGAAUUUGCAACGAAAAUCUCUUAUUUGUUAUCUUAUGGCCAUUAAUGCAUCCAAUAAAGAAUCAGAGCAAUCCAUAAAGCCUAUAUUAGGUAGUUUAAUGUCAUCAUUUGGAAAAGAAUUGUAUUCAGCUUGUAUGGAACCAAUGGCAAUGCAUGCUUUUAAAGUACAAGUCAACUCAAAAUUUAUCAGAAAGCCAUCAGGAGCAGCUUUUAUCAACGUUGACAAAGAAAGUAGUAUUCCUAUGAGAUUAUGCUUAAAAAUAAUGCAGCAAUGCUUUCAACUUUCUAUAAAGGCUAAAGGAGAUGAUUGGACUAAUUACUACUAUUUAGCUAAAAUCCAAAGAAAGCUUAAAAAAGACCCCUCUGUUGUGUUGAGAAAUAUCCAAAUGGCUUGUAUUUUAGCUGAAGAAUAUAGUUCGUCGUCUGAGCAUAUUAUUGAACCACAUUAUAUAAUAUGUUCGUUUAUAUAUAAAUAUGUGAAGUCUGAUGAAUUGUCAGUUGAGGAAUCUUUGAAGUUUCUUCAAGAAAAUCCGGUUAUUAUGUUAUCGUCAGAUGUUAGUGCCACAUCGAAAAUAGAGUUCUACUCCGUUAUUAUUGAUGCGUUGCGUAAAGUGGAUUCGUACGAUAAGAAGAAUUGGCAUCACAAGCCUAAUUACAGAAUAGCUAAAAUUUUGUUUGAGGAGUUUGAUAAAGUAGAAGAUGCUGUGGAGGAGAUGUCAUCAAUAAUAUCAUUGAAGGCAACAAGUAAAACAUUGGUGCUGAUAUGGAAACCAGAACAAGAAAGACCUGGGAAACAUUUCUACUACACAUAUCAAUAUUCGUCACUUUAUAUAACAUUACUAGCAAACAAGCUGGACUUGAUUAGCUUGAUACUGAUGUUGCCCAAACUUCGGAGAUCUAACUCCACUAUGGUUCUGCUUUAUACAACAUGGGAAAGUUUAUGCUCAUCUAUUUGUAAGAUAAUCAGAGCCCUGUUAGACAUAGGAGAGAGUUUUGCCUUUACUGAAAAUUUUCUACAAGUACCAUAUCAGACUUUUAUGCUUAAUGCCAAAUCAUUACUUGAUUUAAUAGAAGCUAAUGGUCUCCCAACAAAAUUGGAGCCUCAUGUCUGCUUCCUUCACGCUAUCAACGAUAUGAAAAAAUUCAAUAACGGGUUUGGUCCAACUUCUCUUAUAGAUGAUACAAUUGUGGGGAUUUUCAAUAGGAUUUAUUUAUACUAUCAUAAAGAUUUAGAUAUUGGUCAAGCUUCACAGGUUACAAAUACUACUGAGUCUCCGGGUGGUAAAAUUAAAAAGUUGGCUAAGCGUGAUAUAUUCCCGUUUGCCAAUGAUCUUUUGAAGAAUUUACGAAGAGAGAUCGAAACCAUACUAAAGGACAAGCCAAAUAUCUAUAAUGAUUUCGUUCACAGCGUUCUUACUAAAAAGCCAGAGGAACAGAAGUCAACUAACAGCGAAAGCGCUAAAGUCACCGAAUCUGAGGAUUUGAUGCCUAAUAGGAAAAGGCAAAAGAUAAACGGUCAGCCAUCGACCAUUUACGAGAUAUUGGAUUCAGAUAGUGAUGAUAAUACAAAACAUGGUGAAGAAACCCCCAUGGGUAAUAUAGACUAA
This is a messenger RNA of Scheffersomyces coipomensis, 4653 nucleotides long. RefSeq lists its product as uncharacterized. Gene Ontology annotation, cellular component: nucleus; HIR complex. The transcript has a single exon. NCBI's taxonomy places the organism in Eukaryota, Fungi, Ascomycota, Pichiomycetes, Serinales, Debaryomycetaceae. Gene Ontology annotation, molecular function: nucleosome binding. Bases 1 to 4653 code for a protein of 1550 amino acids. The record is from RefSeq and is a predicted model, not a curated record. Gene Ontology annotation, biological process: chromatin organization.